AUGCUUGCAACGGCACGGCAUGUCUCCGCCGAACGGGAGGAAAUGAUUGGUAAUACCGUCGGGUACAAGCUGGGCACCAAUUCCCGUAUGAGCGAUUGCACAAACGUCGUGUUCUGUACCGUAGAAGCGAUGCUGCUCUCGUUUUUGUCCAACACGAAUACUCAGUCGUUCGCGGAGCUAACUCACCUGAUUAUCGGCAACGUACACCGGCGCACGGUAACAACUGAUUUGCUACUCUCGUUGCUCAAGGAAAAACAACGCUUCCAUCCGACACUGAAGCUGAUCCUACUCGCCGAGAACAAGGACGAUGUGGAGGGGUUUUUCAACCUUUCCGAUCAGAUCGUCGUUCCAAAAGUGAUACCAUCCAAUGGAGAGCCGAGCAUCGUGGUACAUGUUUUUCUCGAUCAAAUUCUUAUCAAUAUCUCUACGCGCGCCGAGAUUUUGGAAAUGAAACGUAGGAUGCUUUCCGAACAUCCGUUGAUUGUGACCGCAGAUCUGCAGAAGCAACAUGGACAGAGCAACCGAAGUUACUAUCUGACCGGUCCUUUGAAUGCGUUGCUGGAAGAUUGCUUUUAUGCGGUAAGUCCACAGAAAUUCAGUGCGGUUCUGGAGAUUUUUGAGGAUCAUAAACACCUGGUGGACUAUCAACAUAGCGAGAUCAAACUGACGGCACUCAUGAUCGCAGUUGCUAAAGGAUUUACCGGCGUAGUUCAAACGUUGCUUAAGUAUGGUGCCAAUCCUUUCCUAACGGGUAAAUUGGGCAUAACGGCAUUGGAUUGGUGCAAAAAGACGGAUCAGAGCUCUCAGCUCAUGCUUGAAUACUCGGAUAGCAUCAUGCGAAGUCCUUGGAUCUCAAUUUGCCAGCUGUAUCACCGAAUCCACGAUCCGUACGCAGUAGAUCACAUGCUUGUGCUGGAAAUAGUGUUGUACAUCACGACCCAGCGAGAGACUGGCAGAAUCCUCGUUACGCUGCCGAAUUACACCGAUGUCCUGAUGUGCUAUGAACUGCUUCGGGAGAGUGCCAGCGCUAAGGCAAAACGGAUGGACUUUAUGGUGUACCACCGAUUCCUCACUGAAGAAGAGGUUAAUUUCACGCACCAACAUUCUUCCUCCACCCGUUUCGUUGUCAUCCUGCUGGAAGUACCAUUAAUCGAGAUGUUACCAGCUUUUGACAACAUUGAUUACGUAAUUGAUACGGGCCUGCGGUCGGAAAGGGUGUACACGACCAAAGAGGCGUACCUGGACAGAACGUGCUACAACAACCAACGCACGGCUAGCUUUCUGGGGUCUCUAGCAAAGAAUGGUUGUUUCUUUCUGUACACACGCGCUCAGUUCGACGCUAUGCCAGCGAACGAUAUGCCCAACCGCAACGGUGCGGGUCAACCGUUGCAGAUACUCCAAGUUUUAAUCGCUCGCCAAGCGUCGGGUACUCCGAUCGAGACAUUUUUCGAUUCUGCCCUUACAUCUCCACCGUGUACGAACGUGAACCGAUCGGUCGAGCUAUUGGUGACGAUCGGAGCCAUCGAACGUCCCCUCCGGCAGCCGACCAAUCUGGGGACACUGUUGACUCAGCUCCAAAUCGAGCCACAUCUCGGCAAAGCUCUGCUCUACUCGAUGUUGUUUAAAUGUCUCGAUCCCAUGGUGACGAUCGUGGCCGCCUUGCGUGUUGGUGAACCGUAUCUCGACCCGACGGACGAAGAAUGCAUGGUGGACAUGGUCAAAAAGAAGCAAUCUCUCAGCCAACGAUCAUUGAGCGACUGUUUGGUACUGCUGCGGCUGUACCAACAGUGGAGCAUCGUUAAGAUGAAGCAACAGGAUCAGGAGAUGGUGACCAAGUACCGACUGAAGACGGGUGCGAUGGAUGCCAUCGUGAACUUACGCGUCGAGCUGAUGGCUGUCCUGCGCUCACUGGAACUUGUGAAGUGUGGCCGAAUGCACAACACCGACGCACUGAGCGCACACGCUGACUGCUGGGUCCGGGUAAAGGCUUGCCUAACGGCCGCGUUCUAUCCGAAAUUGGCCAUGGUCGAUUUCGGCAAGCGAUCGCUUCGGGAUCAUUGUGAAGCGGCCGGUGUACCGCUACGACCUCAUCCCUCGUCGGUGGUCAGCUUGGAUGAUCUACCUACGAAGUGGAUCAUCUACGAUCACAAGGAAGACUUCAUGCUGGCCAUACAAGAUCAAUAUCGUAGUACUAACUAUGAUUCGGCGAUGUACACUGUCGGAAACACCGCCAUCACCGACUUGAUGGUUAUGCUGCUGUGCGACAUCGAUGAACACCGAACGGCGGGUGACGGUUCGGAAGCUCUGGCCGAAUAUGUUCAGUCGCCGACGGACGGUUCAAUGCAGGGCGACGGUUUUCGAGAACUGCUAAUCGGUAGAAAAUACAUAUUCCAGCUGACAAACGAAUGCUACCAUGCGAUCGUGUGGUUACGGUGCCAGAUCGCUCGUUUGUUUCGCGACUUCGUGCUAAACCCGGUGGGCACACUUGAGCACUCGGACGUUAAGCGAGUCCUUGAACACGUGGUAAACAUUCUAAAGGAGGAGGAAAAAUGCCUAUGCUUUACGCAGCCGGGUGGCAUUGGAAUAAAACCGAAGAUUAGAUCCCGUUGCCCGAUGGGCGAGUUCUGGAACCAGCGGUUCAAUCGGACCGCCUCUCCACGACACCAUUGA
Molecule: messenger RNA, 2670 nt
Organism: Anopheles coustani
Lineage: Eukaryota; Metazoa; Arthropoda; Insecta; Diptera; Culicidae
Product: 3'-5' RNA helicase YTHDC2-like
Exons: 2
Coding region: 1-2670 (889 amino acids)
Cellular component (GO): intracellular anatomical structure
Molecular function (GO): RNA binding
Source: RefSeq, a predicted model, not a curated record